Molecule: messenger RNA, 1300 nt
Organism: Melampsora larici-populina 98AG31
Lineage: Eukaryota; Fungi; Basidiomycota; Pucciniomycetes; Pucciniales; Melampsoraceae
Exons: 7
Coding region: 33-1082 (349 amino acids)
Biological process (GO): DNA repair; DNA-templated DNA replication
Cellular component (GO): Rad17 RFC-like complex; Ctf18 RFC-like complex; DNA replication factor C complex
Molecular function (GO): ATP hydrolysis activity; ATP binding; DNA binding
Source: RefSeq, a predicted model, not a curated record
GAACGUCAUCAAACUAGCAUCAUCUUUUUGAAAUGAGUGGAUCUACUUCUACAGCAGCACCAGCAAAGUCAAACGGUACCUCAAGUGGAAAGAAGAAAUCUUCUGAAGAUAUCCCUUGGGUAGAAAAGUACAGACCGAUAAUCUUGGAUGAUAUUACCGGAAAUGUGGAAACGAUUGAACGUUUGAAAGUGAUUGCAAGGGAUGGGAAUUGUCCUCAUAUCAUUAUCUCUGGAGCACCUGGAAUUGGAAAAACGACUAGUAUUCUAUGUCUAGCACACGCCUUGCUAGGAGAUUCUUACAAAGAGGGAGUGCUAGAACUCAAUGCAUCUGACGAACGUGGGAUUGACGUGGUUCGGAACAAAAUCAAGACUUUUGCAAAUACAAAAGUAACCUUACCUCCCGGUAGACACAAAAUCAUCAUUCUAGACGAAGCAGAUUCAAUGACCUCAGGAGCUCAACAAGCACUUCGAAGAACUAUGGAAAUCUAUGCCAAUUCAACUCGGUUCGCUUUAGCUUGUAAUUUUAGUAGUAAAAUCAUAGAACCUAUUCAAAGUCGAUGUGCUAUUUUACGAUAUGGAAAGUUGAGCGAUCAGGAAAUACUUAAGAGAUUGGUCGAAAUUUGCGACGCCGAAAAUGUCAAAUACGCCAACGAAGGCUUAGCCGCGAUCAUCUUUACUGCGGAAGGGGAUAUGAGACAAGCUAUUAACAACCUACAAUCAACGGUAUCCGGUUUCGAAUUUGUUAGCUCCGAAGCAGUCUUCAAAGUCUGCGAUCAACCUCAUCCAAUCGUCAUCAAACAAUUGUUAGCGGCAUGUGAAAAGGGUGAGGUUCAAACCGCACUAGAAAGUUUAGAUGAACUGUGGACACAAGGUUACAGUGCGAUUGAUAUUGUGACCACGCUAUCAAAGGUGGUGAAAAGUAUGGAUAAGAUGGCGGAAUAUAUAAAAUUGGAGUUCAUCAAGGAGAUCGGCUAUACUCACAUGCGGAUCUUGGAAGGCGUCAGUACAAUUGUGCAGUUGGGAGGCCUAAUCUCUCGUUUAUGCAAACUGAAGCUUGAUCCUAAAUUGUUUAAUGUUGACUGAAGACUCAAAUAUAUUUCAUACACCAUGUCAUUCACUCUUACUAAUAUCUAUUGUAGAAUUUUUGGAUAAACGCACUAAAAAGCUCAUCUAAACACAUGAAUUGACUCCCAUACCCAGGUCCUAAACUUACAUCGCCUUGUUCCAUUCAGCAGCUUACAUUGUGAUGUCCGGCCGGUAUGAUGUCAUGAGAAUGAAUGACUUUAACCAUGUUGAAGGUG